Nilaparvata lugens (brown planthopper) is the source of this 2921-nucleotide messenger RNA. RefSeq lists its product as uncharacterized. The transcript is spliced from 2 exons. The record is from RefSeq and is a predicted model, not a curated record. The coding region runs from base 164 to 1399 and encodes 411 amino acids. NCBI's taxonomy places the organism in Eukaryota, Metazoa, Arthropoda, Insecta, Hemiptera, Delphacidae.
CGUGAAACGUGACUGAACAUUGUGAACAAGCAACAAGGUAUUCGGUAUUCCUGUUUGUGUUUGUUUCUUCUUUCUUUCUUUUAUCGCGUCAUCGAGUCUGUUCUGCUAAUUUUUGAUUGCUGAUCGUCUUAAAUUAAGAUUGUUGGUCAACAUAUAUCCAUCCAUGGAUAAUAAAAAGAGGAAAUGCUCAAGAGCAUUGUGGUACAAAGCUAAAAAGAAGAGCGAAGAAGAAUUUAGUUAUGUGUUAGAAGUGGAUUCUUCAAAAAACGAUAUUGGUGAAGUGUUUUCCUCUGAAGAUAGCAUUAAUACUGUAAAUAGUGGUAUAGAUGUAAAUAGUGGUAUAGAUGUAAAUAGUUCUGAUUUUAGUAUUGCAGGAUGUAGUAGUUGGUAUGAAGAUGCUAUGAUGCAAAACACUAUGUCAAGUCCAAGUUUUGAUGAUGAAAAAUGUAUGUCACCAAGUAUGCUUAGCCAUGAAUCUUGUGUGAGCUCAGAUCAAGAUGAAACAAUUUCUGUAAAUAAUCGUAGUCCAGAAAUUAAACAUCAUCUUGAAGAAUGCUCAAAUUCUGGGGAAAAAGUUGAAGAUAAUUUUACAUUAGACUCAUUUAAGAACGAACUUUCCAAUUGGUGUAUAAGUGAGAAAAUCCAUCACAAAUCUGUAAAUAGUCUUUUAAAAAUAUUAAAAACUGUUCCAAAUCUUGAUGGUUUGCCAGACGACGUUCGUACUCUACUUAGAACGCCUAGAUGUACUGCAGUUCGGCCCUUAAUGAGUGGACAAUACAUAUAUUUAGGUAUUGAAAAUGGCUUGAAGAGCAUUUUAAAGUCUUUUCAGGUUACUGAUGAUAUAACAGAGCUCAAACUGCUUUUUAAUAUUGAUGGGCUACCUGUAUCUAAAAGUUCAGGUGGUCAAAUGUGGCCACAGCUUGCAAGAAUUCGAUCAAUAAAGAGUUCACCGGUUUUUGUGGUAGGCCUGUAUUAUGGCAAUGAAAAACCUAGUGAUAGCAAUGAGUUCAUGAGAAAAUUGGUAGAAGAGUUGAAUUGUCUAUUUGAAAAUGGUUUUUAUUUUAAUGAUUUAUUUUUUAAAAUAAAUCAUGUUGGGUUUGUGUGUGACAUGCCAGCUAAAGCCUUUGUAUUACAAAUCAAGGGACACACCGGGUUUUACUCGUGUACUCGGUGCACAGUGGAAGGAGAAAGUAUAAAUAACAGAGUGUGCUUUAUAAAUUCAAAUUGCUCAAGUAGGACCCAUGAAAGUUUUUGUUCGGUCAGUCAAGAAGAACAUCACAUUGGUGCAACAGUACUGACAUCGUUGAACCAUGUUGAUUUAAUUUCAAGUUUUAGCUUAGAUUAUAUGCAUUUAGUUUGUUUAGGAGUAGUAAAAAAAAAUUAUACUUUUGUGGCUUAAGGGUGAGCUAAGAUAUCGAUUUCCACAUAGGCAAGUGCAAAACCUAAGUGACAGGCUUGUCUCAUUGAAGAAAUUUAUACCUUCAGAGUUUGGAAGGAAACCUCGGUCUCUUUCUGAGGUUAGCCGUUGGAAAGCAACAGAAUUUCGACAAUUUCUGCUGUACACGAGUAUUGUAGUUUUGCCCCCUUUCUUAUCCUCAGAUAUGAUGACAAACUUUAUAGCUCUACAUAUCUCAUUGAGAAUAUUAUUGAAGGACAACAAUGGACAGAACCAUAUCAUAGACUAUGCUAAGGACUUGCUAAAGUUUUUUGUUGAAGGAUUCGCCCAAAUAUAUGGGAAACAGUUUGUGUCACAGAAUAUUCAUGGCCUUAUUCAUUUGGCAGACGAUGUGUCAACAUUUGGCCCAUUAGAUGAGUGCAGUGCUUUCCCUUUUGAGAGCUACAUGCAAACAAUAAAAAAGUCACUACGGAAGUCUGAGAAGCCACUGCAGCAGUUUGUAAAAAGACUUAAAGAGAAAGAAAAUCUAAUAGGUCAAUCAAAACCAAGUUUGCCACAAAAAAAUUCUCCUACUUUUAAAAAAAGACAUGAAGAUGGACCUCUCUCUUUGUAUUGUCAGGAUCCUCAGUACAAAAAAAUAGUUUUAAAUGAUUUCAACUUGUCAACUGCAGAACAAGAUUCAUGCUGUGGUCUAAAAGACAAAACAAUAGUGAAAGUGAAAAAUUUCUGCUACAAUAAAAAAAUGUGCUGUAUGGUUGUAGUCGGUAGAAUAUUUUCAAUAGUGGGAGAAUUAUAUGAGAAACCUGCACUCUCUUCAAAACUUGACACAUAUGUUGUCAAACUUAAUACAACUCUUAAAUCUUGGCCAGUUAGUGAAAUAGAAAGAAAGUAUGUACAGUUUCCAUAUGGUAAAGACUCUUUUGUGGUAAUUCCAUUGAUACAUUCAAGUGUUUAUUAAAUGUAGGUAAUUUAGGUAGGUAAAGUUAUCAACUGCACAACAAGAUUCGUACUGUGGUCUGAAAGACAAAACCACAAAGGCCAGUUAGUGAAAUAGUGUAAAAUACUGUAAAUAGUGUAAAAUACUGUAAAUAGUGUAAAAUACUGUGAAUAGUGUAAAAUACUGUAAAUAGUGUAAAAUACUGUAAAUAGUGUAAAAUACUGUAAAUAGUGUAAAAUACUGUGAAUAGUGUAAAAUACUGCAAUAAUCGAGGAGUCCGAUCUCACUAGGCAUCAAACCUGCUUCACUGAAAAAACAAACCAAUUCGAUUCAAAAAACAAUAAUAAUGAUCUGAAAGUGUAACCCAUGAAACAUAUAUCUAUCAGAAAUCUUCAACAGAGACAAGUGAGUAGUUCAUUACAUCCCUAUAUCUACAAUCACAUGUUUACCGUAAUUAAUUAAUUUAUUUAUUUAUUCAUAUAUGCACAAAUCAUAAUAAUGAUUGAGAGAGAAACAACAGGCUUAACCCAAAAUUAUUUUUGACCAAAAACACAGUCUAACAAUGUUAAAUGUUUCUGCUCCAAUUUA